CCCCCGCUGCUUCGUCUCCUCAUGUCUUUCACCUCUGAGCUCUCACUUUCUGAGCGCGCGCUCCUCACACACGCACCAUGAGUAAGUCCAGCACGCUGAAAUUAAAGAAACUCUUUAAAAUUAAAUCCCAGGACAAGGAGCUAAAGCGCGAGGAGUUCCUCAAAGAUGCGUCGGCGACCCUCCCCCGGCAGGAUGCUGGUUCUGUUCCUGCGGGUCCCGGUUCUUUUGGGCCGGGAGACUGCGCCACGUUGCCCCACGAUGCUUCACCUGCUUCCCCGAGUGUCAAGAGGGGAAAGCUGCUGUCCUUCAAGCUGAGGAGGAAGAAAUCCAAGAGCGACAAAGAAGAAGGACAAGUUUUCUUCUCUGACCCGGAUGACCUGGACACCUUCAUCAGGCCACAGAGCUUCGACCAGAUGAGUGUUUCCACUGACUGCAGUUUCCGGACUGAAUCAGCCUGGGACCCUCACUCCGAGUUCUCUUCCAUGGUCAGCUUAGACAUGGCCCAGCCCAGCAGCCCCGUUUCACCCUCCAAGUUCUUCAAGAAAUCAGAAGAAAAAAGGGGGAUGUUAGGGCGCCUCAGCAGCAUAUUCAGCAGCCGCAGGAAGAAGAGCGGCAGCGGCAGGCAUCACUCAGAUGCCACUUCCAGCUCCCCGGCGUCUCCCUUGUCUCCACGUUCUCCCCAGUCUGAGCAGCAAGGUGGACAAAGAACUCCGACUCCCUCUGAGAAAGAUGGUGAGUUCAGGCCCAGAGGCGAGCGUGAGGUCGCCCUCAGCCGAAGCUCCACCCCCAGCACCUCUCUGAUGGAUGAUGGAGAUCUCCCGUUUGCAGACAGUAACAGCAGCGGCAGGGGGAGUGUAAAGGAGGUGCAGGUGUGCAGGGUUAGCACAGCUAGUGGUGUAAGGAAUUCUGGGAAAGUGACACCCACAGAUGGGGAGCUUAAAUCUUCUGCUCAUCCAAAUCCUGAUUCCAGCUCCAAUGUAAGCUUUACAGAGUCAGUGGUGGAUGAAGUAAGCAAGAGGCUGCAGGUUCACUUGGAACAAAGAGUUCAGAGCUCCAGUCAGGAUAACAUUGUCAGCCCAACCACUGUUAUGUCACUUAACAUCCCAUUUUCCAUGGCAACCGAAACCCCAAAGUCUCCAAACUUGACCUCUAUAAGCAUAGCAUCAAAGAAAACCUUUGUAAAAGUUGGAGAGAAGGAGCACAGCACUGCCUUAAGAGGGAUAACUUUAGGUUCUCAGUCACAAAACGUCACAGAAAACACAGAUGUAGCCAGAAGGAGAGCUCUGACAUCAACCAGCAGCCUUUCUGGGGAAAGUGCGGCCACCACAUGUUGCCUUUCCCCAGAGAGAGAACCACCCAGAGGCGAUUCUCCUGCCCAACUCCACAAAGCAAUAUGGGUGGAAACACACCUGGGAGAGGAGGAGGAGGAAUGGGAGUGGGAGGGGGGAAGAGAAAAAGAUGAACUGAAAGAAGAGGAGGGCGGCUUGAGAGCAGACUCGCCUCCUGUGCUGGCUAUACAUGUUACAGUAAUACCCGAGGAUGAGUCAGUAACGCAGGGCGCUGCAGACAGCCCCCCUCCCCCAUCAGAGAGUUUGCUGUCUGGUGGCAGCUCGCCAGAGUCAGCCAUCUCCUUGGCAGUGACUACAGAGGAGUUUCAACCAACUUUACAGCCUCUGGAGGAGCCUGACGCCGGCUCAAAUCAAGGUUCACUUCAGGAGAAAGGCAGAUCCAGAGAAAUCCGGGUGACGCGCAGGACUGUGAAUCUACCCUCCAAGCACAAGGUUUUUACAGAGAGGGCUUUUAUUAACCUGAAGACAAGUUUGGAAGAGGAGGAAGUGGUGGGAAAGGAAUGCAGCGCAGAUUCGACUUCAAAGCCCUCAAACACAGCAGAGGUGAAACUACUGACAACCCUCCAAAACGACAACAAUGUCGAAAAAGACGCCAACCUUGAACUAUCCCCAACAGCAGAUGACAGCACGCAGUGCGACAGCAGCCCUGGACCCAUAGCCAAAGAAGGCACCGACUCUGAGCCGUCUGAUACCGCUGCAGCUUCAGACAUGUACAAAACAAAGUCGAAAUCUGUGGAAUUUGUGGCACUAAGUCAUGGAUCCAACCAGGCUGCUCCCUCUAAACGAGGGGUUAAAGGAGCAGCAGAAAGUCAGCAUACCACAGCCAGCGGAACAAAGACCCCAUCCUCUGCUGCUGCAGCCAAGGCCAAGAAUGUCGCCACCAAGGCAAAGGGCUCCACAGAGGGAACUAAACCGGAAACCUCCAGCAUUUAUCCACCGCAGAGCGACAAAUCAGUGUCCAUGUUACCAGUAUUAAAAGAUCAAAGCAGUGCAACAGGCUCAAAGUCUAAAAUCCCCAAACGGCCUCCGUCAGAUGCUGAUGUGAAGUCACCGGUGACGCCUGAUAAAAUAUCAGCGCCUGAUGCCUCAGGGUCAGCAGUCACUUCCAAGCUGCAAAAACCACCAAGACUCAAGGAAGCUGUGAAACUCCCGACGGUUGCAACCAAAGCUGGCAGGAAACCGAGUUUUGAAGAAGCAAAAAGUGGGAAAUCUGCGUCAGGAAACACUUCACCCAUAAAAUCCCCUAACAAGACAGGAAAGCUGAAAAAGGAAAAGUCAGAUGAGGUCUUUGAGUCUGGAAACCUUGUAAAUGAGACGAGGAAGGGCCAGCUGAACCAUCUGGAGAGCAAUGCUGCCUCUACAUCAAAGAGCUGGUUACCAGUUUCAUCCCCAUCGAGAAACAAGACAGACGAUACGACUCAGUCAGGUGGCAACAGAAGAGCUUUGUCUGUCGAGACAGAGUCAGAGAAAGUUAAAACAAACCAGAAACGCAGCCACGAGCAGCGAGACACAACUCCGGACGCUGAGACACCAGCCUCGCUCCCUGAAAGUCCCAGGAAAGGAACAGCAAGCAUGCCAUCAAUGAAGCCAUCCAAGCUCCUCACUAAGCGAAGCAUUAGCCAUGAAGAGAACGACUCCACCCCGGCCACCAAGCAUGAGAAAACUGCCUCACUGAGGUUGUCCAAGACGACUGACAAAUACCACAAAUUACCCGUGAAGGACGCGACUGAGACCUCGUCGUCUGGGAGCAAGCUUCCCACAAGAGGUCAGAGAAGCUUCAACAGUAAAUCCCAAGUAAAAGCCAAAAAUCUGCAACAAUCAACAAAGGAUACAAACACAUUUACAGAGACGGUUCUCACAGCUAAAGAGACUUUCACAUCAGAUCCGGUGAAGGAGGAUGCCAGUCAUCGCUCGUCUUCUCUCAAAUCUACACUGGAAAACAUAAAAGCUCCAGAUAAACAGGCUGCUGAAGCCAGAAUGGAAGAACAAGAGGUGAGCACAGAGAGUUCAAGAAUCCCGUCAUCAGAAAACCACGAAGCAACCAUAACAGAAGACGCUCGGCUAAAAGUCGUAGCAGCUCCAGACUCAGGAACCGAGUUAAACCUAAGCAGCGAUGUUGAUCUGGCAUCUCCAUCUCAGUCACAAGUUCCUGAUGUAAAUCCUGCUGAAAGUGAUCUAGAACACCACCAGGCCGAGCAAACAGAAGCAGCGAUCAGUCAAAGUGACACCACACAGCAGCGGGACGCACUGUUAUCAGCAAGAACGUCCUCAACCUUUAAUAACAAAGAAGAGUUCAUCCAAGCGGAGGAUAAAGACACUGCAGCUCCAGCUCAUGGGGAUUUACCUGAUGCCUCAGCCAAAGCUCAGGAAGGUGUUACGCCUGGAAUUAUUUCCUUUAAAGGAAUAAAUACAGUAACUUCUGCAGCAGAAACCAUUAACAACCUUCCUGCUGAAGUGGCCUCAAGAGACCAGUUUCCUGAACCCAAAGAUGUACACUCCCACACUUCCACUGCUGGCUCAGACGACGCUAACCUGGCCAGUACAGAGGAGCUUUUGAAGGAUGAAACCACAGAUGAAAAUGGCAGCCUGUUCCACAUGUUAUGGGUGGAUUUGGUAAAAGAUUCUGUAGCAGAGGAGAAAAUUAAAGAGGAGGUUGGCAGGACAUCAGCUGAGGCUUUGGACGUCAGAACACAGACUGAGACUGUUUGUGAAAUACCCAAGAAUGUUGAAAAUCAGCCGGACAAAGAGGCCCUUUUAUCUGCAGGAGAACGUGAAAGAAGGGAGAAAGACCCAAAACCAAAUGAAACGCUUGAUGAUGCAGCAGUAGAAAGCACUGACUCACAUAACAGCUCCCAAGAGGAGCUUAAAGACAGAGCUACUGAGGGUAAAGCAGAGAAGCCACCACUUCCAUCAUCAGAAGAGAAAUACUCGCAGCCUGAAGCCAAAGAGCAACCACAGGAGGUAGUUAGAAAGGUCCUGGAAGAGAGAACGAAGAGGCACAAGAUCCUUUUAGAAGAAAAGAAUAAAGAAGAAGAGCAGCAAAUGACAACAAAAGAUGGGGAUAUAAAGGAUGACCACGGAGGUCUGGACAACAAACACACUGAUGAUGAGAAGAAAAGGCCAACAGCGAAAGAAACAAACAAAACCAAAAUGUUGAGGGUUGAAUUUGAAGAAGGCAACAAGGAGAAAAAGAUCUUAAUUCCUGGAAACGAAGGCAUGAAUGAUAAAACAGCGGACGCUCGUACAUCAGCAGAGCCUGAAUGUCCAAAUGUGGACCAAGAACAAGAAUUCAAUCAGAUUACAGCCACACUAAAGACAUCAGAGAGAACUUUACAUGUAGAAACUCAAGAAGUAAAAUCUUUAACCACUAAAGAGCAGAGAACCGAGAGUGUUAAAGAUGAAGCAGAAAGAAUUCAUUCAUCAGUAGAGAGGGGCUUCCAGCUAAACCAGGUGUCCGUUACGGGUGCAGACCAAGAUGAGAACAUCAAGCUUUUAAACCAGAUAUCACAGCAGGAACCACAGAUCGGACGAACUGAAGAUGAUAAGACAAAAGAUGCCCAGGAAACUUAUGCAACUCAGGAAUUAAGCUCUGGAAGUAUUUAUGCUGAAGAAAAAACAGAGAAAACUGAACUCAGCAAGUCUUCAGAGAGCUGGAUGAAGGAAAUGUCAGCUGUUAAGAGUGAGGAUGGCAAGCAGCAGGUCCAGAUGGCCGUAACUGCUGGGUACCAGGAUGGAAGCAUGUCAGAGGAGGACAAACCAGCUGAAUCCAAACAUCCACAAUCUGACCAAAAGGAGAGGCCAGGGGCAGAAACGGCAGAAGCUCCAGAGACAGCAGAAACUCAACGACUAAAAGAUAAAAGUACCAGAAGGCAGGGGGCUGAAGGAGCUGCAGAUGAUACUUCAUCAGGGGAGAGUUCGGUAAAUGACACAACUAGUGAACGUCUGGAAGACCAAAAGUCCACAACUGUUGGGGAUCAAGAUGUGGACAUUAAGAAACCAGAAAAAGAGAAGUCAGCAGAGUCUGAGCAUCCAACUCAUGAAUCAGAAACAGAGCCAGAGACUGAAAGGACUGAAGUUCAACAGAAAACAGAGGAGCAGAGUGAGGAUUCAACCCACGUAAGCCCAGUCACUGAGGGCACCAGAGAAAGGACUGAAGUCAAGGGUUCAUCAUUACCGAGUUUGGUGAGGGAGACAUCAGCUGCACAUCCUGAGAGUAAAGUUAUCAGCCAACAGAUCCAGAGGUCCAUAACUGUUAGAGAACAAGAUGCUAACCUAAAGAAACCAGAUCAAGAAUCUAAAUUUUCAAGUACUGACCCAAAACAGAGACUAGAGACAACGAAAACAGAAGAUCCAAAGGAAGCAGAACAACUUAAAGAUUCAACCAGCAGAAGUCAGAGUGCUGAAGGAGCUACAGAUGACACUUUAAUACAUGAAACUUCAGGGGAGAGUUUGGUAAAAGUUAUCAUAGCUGAAAAAUGUCAAAUAAACACCCUGAAGGACCAGAGAACCUCAACGGUCACAGGGGAAGCUGUGGAACUUAAGACUCUGGAAAGAGGCAGCGAUUCUGGAGCUCUCGAUGCUAAACAAGAACAGAAGGCGAAGUCUGAAGCAACUGAAGGUCAAGAGAAGACAACAUGUGCUGCUAAAUUAGCUGAUGCAAAACAGAGAGACAAAAACUUAAUUAAAAAUAUUGUUGAAGUUAGAAUUAAAGAGACAAAUGACCUGAAAGAGUUCAUAACAGAUGUCAAGCAAGAAUCUGAAACUAUCUUGUUAAAAAAUGUGUCAAGCACACAUUCAGAAUAUGAAGAAAUACUCGCUGUUGGUUUAGUUAAACUCCCCUUUAGCACUAAAGUGCAGAGAAAUGAUAAAGAUGCUAAAGAUAAAACAGGAAAACACGACUUGGCUGGGAGCUCUGCUACAGGAAGUGGUUUCAAACAGGAAGUCCAAACUUUAAGAGAAGAAAAAAUGUCUCAGAUUCCAACACUUGAUGACAUUUUAUUUCCUUCUCCGCUGAAAUCAUCCACUCCGUCUACUUGGUUAGAUGUAGAACAUCAUCAUAAACCGAGAAAGGAACCCAGAAAAAGGAUCACUACAUCAGCCAGUUAUGAUGAACUUCUGGAGCCUGAUGAAACUGAUGAUUUUCUCAGGAGCAUUAAGGAGGGUGGAAUCCCUUUUUCAUUUCCCCUGAAGAGGCACGUUCGUAAAAAGCCCCAGUCCCCAUCUUUUGCUCUGCCAGCCAUCAAGGAGGACCGCUUUGAGCGAACAUUUGAUCCUCAGGAAUUUCAGUUUGGCUUGAGGAAAAAUGGACGGAUUUUUACAGAUCUUGCUCCAGGCUUGGUGAUUAAACGAAAAGCAGCGAAUGGAGUCGAUGAAACCCUGGAAAAACCUUCUCAAGACGGUACCUCCGCACAUCCAAUGAAAACCCUUAGUGAGGAAGAAGGACAAGACGGGGUCAAAGAGGAAGCAGGAGAAAAUCAGUCUGGGAAGAUAACGUCAAGACUCGGAAGGAUCUCCAUCCUCUCCGGCUUGCUGAGCAGCCCUCGGUCUUCCAGGAAGAACAGAGAGGAAGCUGCCUCUACCUCAAAUAGCACACUUCCGUCUAACCAAGAGCAAGACAUGCCCUCAGCUGGACAGCUGGGAGGUGUUGACUCGCCUCCGCCUGCUGUCACAGCUGAUAACAGCAAUGCAAAAGGUACAGACCAAGACCCGGUCAUGGGAGGUGGUGUAGCUGUAAUUAGUGAAUCAGCAUUUCGCCCCUCCUCCCCGCCUCCUCUAGCCACGUUCCCAGAGAUAAAGGUGCCUGAUCAUUUAAAGAAAUACUCCAAGGAGGACGAAAUGGAUUCAGAGACCUCUCAGCUCUCGACACAGAUUACUAAAAUUAACCUGAAUUCUACGGAUGUGGACCAGGAGCUUGUAUCCACUGUGGAUGUGGGUCAGAAGGUCCCUGCAGGACAUCCCAAAGCCACCACCUACAGCCUGCAGGCUUCCAAAGAUGGACUUUCUACCACUCAAACUAAGAUGCCUGCAGUACGAGGCUUCCACAGAAGACCUGGGAAGAUUGUCCUGCAUGAGCACGCUCAGUUUGCUGGGGAGGCGUUUGAGGUCUGCGGGGAUGUGGAAGAUGCCACUACGAUGAAGCUGUCUCCUGUCAUUUCAGUCAGAGUCAUCAGGGGAUGCUGGCUCCUCUAUGAAAAACCAGGCUUCCAGGGCCGCAUCAUCGCCCUCGAGGAAGGUCCCACAGAGCAGAUAGUGAACAUGUGGGCGGAGGAGGAAAGUCCGGAAACACUGAACCAGAUGGAUCAACCCGUUCCAACAACACCGAUGGUCAUAGGUUCCCUUCGACUGGCAGUAAGAGACUACAGCAUACCUCAGAUUGACCUGUUUGCAGAGGUAAACGGGUUGGGGAGGAUGUCAUCUUACUGUGACGACACAGUGGAGCUCAGCUCCUUCGGGAUGCCGCAGACCACUGGCUCCAUCAAGGUUCACUCCGGAGUCUGGUUGGUGUACACUGAACCUGGGUUUGAGGGAUUCACCGGAGUGUUGGAGGUGGGGGAGUACCCCUGCCCAGAGAGCUGGGGCUUCCCGGAGCCUUUCAUUGGCUCUCUCAGACCACUUCGAAUGGGACCAAUAAAGGUGGAGCAUCCUACUGAUGUCAAGGCUCUGGUGUUUGAGAAGCCAAACUUUGAUGGAGAGUGUUUCGAGGUGGACGCUGAUGUCUACAACUUCUCAGAGCAGGAAGAAGAAGAUGCAGGAAACCCCGAUGUGAAGAAAAAGAGCCUGUGUUCAGUGGGGUCUAUAAAGAUCCUUGGUGGUCUCUGGGUGGGCUAUCAGGAAGCAGACUUUGAAGGCCAGCAGUACAUCCUGGAGGAGGGGGAGUAUCCUCACAGCAGUGACUGGGGAGGAUGUGAAGGCGGGUUUCAGUCUCUACGGCCUGUACUUGCAAACUUCCAGUCCCCCCAUCUUAAACUGUACAGAGAGCCAAACUUGAAUGAGCUGGGGGUCAGCAUGGACCUGCUGGGUCCCAUCCUCAACACGGAGGACAUCAACCACUGGACCAAAACCCAGUCCAUCAACGUCACUGCAGGAGUCUGGGUGGCAUUUGAGCAUCCUGGGUUCAGCGGAGAGCUUUAUGUGCUGGAGAAAGGGAUUUAUGCCAACCCAGAGGAUUGGGGAGCACAGAAGAUCUCAUCCUUACAGCCUGUCUUCCAUGACAUGCUGAUGGGAGCAACUAAAUUUAAGGUCCAGCUAUACUCCGAACCAGACUUCCAGGGAAAACUAGUGGCCCUGGAGGACAGUGCAACAGCUCUGGAUGAAGAUUUUAUGCCCCGGUCCUGUAAGGUGCAGGCAGGCAGCUGGGUGGCGUAUGAGGGAGCCCAGUUUACAGAGAACAUGUAUGUCCUGGAGGAGGGAGAGUACCCCAACACAGAAGCUAUGGGCCUCCUGUCGUCAGACUCCAACAUUCGAUCCAUGCAGACUGCUGGACAUGAGUUCUCCCUGCCCUCCAUCGUCUUGUUCAGUAAAGUGGGCUGUAAAGGUCGCAGGGUGGUGCUGACAUGCGGAGCUGUAAACCUGCUGCAGGCCGGCUUAGACUCGCGCAUAUGCUCCCUGGUGGUGGAGGGAGGAAUGUGGGUGCUGUAUGAGGGAAGUAACUACAGAGGUCGACAGCUGCUUCUUCAACCAAGCGAAGUGGGAGAUUUGUGCAAGUCAAAAGGCUGGCAGCGAAUAGGAUCGCUCCGCCCAUUAAUGCAGCAGAAACAGAUGUACUUUGGUCUGAGGAACAGGGAGAACGGAUGUAUGAUGUCUCUGACGGGAACGCUGGACGACAUCAAGCUGAUGAGGAUUCAGGCCGUGGAGGAGACGGGAGGACUGGAGCAGGUCUGGCUCUAUCGGGACGGACAAAUCACCUGCAAGCUGGUGGAAGACUGUUGCCUGGAGACAGCAGGUGGUGUGGUGAUGGCAGGAUGCCGGCUUUGCAUUUCCCCAGAGCGAGGAAAAGACAACCAGCUGUGGAACAUCACCCCUGAUGGCCUAGUUCGCUGCCACAUCCAGCCUGACCUGACCCUGGAAGUCAAAGGUGGUCAUCAAUAUGACAAGAACCAGGUAAUCCUCAACACCUUCGAUGAAAGCAAACUGAGCCAGAGAUGGACUUUGGAGAUCCUGUGAUCUGAUGAGGAGGUUUGGCCUCACAGCCCUGUGACGCAGCUGUCAGGAGACUUAGCCCCGAAGAGCAGCUCCACCGUGGAGCCCACGCUACAGAGAUUUUACAUGUUUACCAUUACUGAGGAGGACAACGUGCACUCUUUUUCUUUUUUUUUUUCUUUUAGAACAAAUGGAUAACCUUAAAUGUUUCCUUGUUGCCUUCAAACAUUACAAACCAAAGCCUCCAUGUUUUCACCAGCUGAAGUGAAAACUCUGCCCUGUUUCAAUGCUGCAGACUUUCUUUAUCUUGUGGUACUUUUAUAUGACAUGGACAUGGUUUCCACAACUAGUUUUCUGGUUUUAUGUUGGCAAAUGUGAAUGUAAUGUAAGUCUGGUGUGCAGACACCCCAAAGAUGCAUCCAGACAGUUUUACGUCUUGUAGAAAAUGAUCUGUUGUAAAGUUUUAACUUUGUAGGACUUCUUAGGUUUUUACACAAAGUGUGAUUCGCUCAUCCUGUUGUACAGAAAGCUGAAAUGUACAGACGGAGUCAUAACGUUAAGCAAUGCUGCCCUGUGCUGAUUGUAAAUAUUUAAGAAAACGUUUUGAAAAUUAAAACAAAGAUGUUAUUUUCA
Messenger RNA from Melanotaenia boesemani (Boeseman's rainbowfish), 10121 nucleotides. RefSeq names its product crystallin beta-gamma domain containing 1a (gene crybg1a). The coding region runs from base 78 to 9512 and encodes 3144 amino acids. The transcript has 23 exons. Lineage: Eukaryota; Metazoa; Chordata; Actinopteri; Atheriniformes; Melanotaeniidae. The record is from RefSeq and is a predicted model, not a curated record.